Molecule: messenger RNA, 2622 nt
Organism: Scomber scombrus (Atlantic mackerel)
Lineage: Eukaryota; Metazoa; Chordata; Actinopteri; Scombriformes; Scombridae
Gene: rsad1
Product: radical S-adenosyl methionine domain containing 1
Exons: 9
Coding region: 239-1612 (457 amino acids)
Biological process (GO): porphyrin-containing compound biosynthetic process
Cellular component (GO): cytoplasm
Molecular function (GO): coproporphyrinogen oxidase activity; 4 iron, 4 sulfur cluster binding
Source: RefSeq, a predicted model, not a curated record
AGCAGAAGAAGGAGAAGGAGAAGGAGACGUCCAUGCUUGAGAAACUUGAAACGUACACAGAUACAUUACCUUGUGGUCACAUAUUCACCACACUGUUGUCAUGUAAACUUUUAUAGCCUAAAAUGCAUUUCUGUAUCUGUUACACGCGUGCAGCUGCGACUAAUCAGUAUGUGUUCAAAUGAAGGACAGCUUCGGAUUUAGACAAUCUGCCGUCAGAUAAACAAAUAUUGUCACCAUUAUGAUCAAACACACGCUGCGUGCGGCAGGACGUGUGACCUCUCCUGGUCUGCGCUGCUUCUCAGGGACUCCUGGAGGAGAAAUCAUUGAAGAUGUGUUUGAACGUGCUGGAUCUACACAUCUCACACAGCAGGCGUCUCUCUAUGUGCAUUGGCCUUACUGUCUCAGAAGGUGCUCCUACUGCAACUUUAACAAGUACAUACCCAGAUCCAACAAUAACCACAUCAUGACCGAGUGCCUUCAGCAGGAGACAGAGACAUUACUGCAGCUCAGUCAGGUAUCCUGCAUCACCUCAGUAUUCUUUGGUGGUGGGACACCAAGCCUGGCACAGCCUUCAACCAUCUCCGCUGUCCUCGAAACUGUUUCCAGGCACGCAAACCUCUCAGAUAAGGCUGAGGUCACACUUGAGGUCAACCCAACACCUGUGGGAAUGUCAAAGUUAGAGGACUUUUGCCAUGCAGGGGUGAACCGUUUCUCCAUUGGGGUCCAGUCUCUGCAGGAUGAGGACUUGAAAAUUCUGGGAAGAGACCACAGUUCUCAUCAGGCUUUGCAAACUAUUGAAGAGGCGAGGAGGCUGUGCCCAGGGAGGGUGUCCGUGGACGUCAUGUUCGGCCGGCCCAAACAGAGCGUGGAAUCUUGGGAGAAAGAGCUGUCUGAUCUGCUGAGGGUUUGUGAUGACCACGUGUCUCUGUACCAGCUGACUCUAGAGCGAGGCACCCAGCUUUUUAAACAGGUGCAAAGCAGUGAAAUGACUGUGCCCGCUGAUGACGUGACAGCAGAGAUGUACCAGUGUGCCAGGAGGAGUCUCCACCAGCAUGGCUUUCAGCAGUAUGAGGUGUCAAACUUUGCGAGACAUAAUGCAGUGAGUGAGCAUAACAUGAGCUACUGGAAAGGAAGACAGUACAUCGGUGUUGGCCCAGGAGCACACGGGCGCUUUGUGCCUCUGGGGGAGGGAAGUGUCAUUCGAGAAGCCCGGACCCAGACUCUGGAGCCCGAUGUCUGGAUCCUUGAGGUGCAGCAGAGGGGACACGGGACGCGGAGGAGGAUUCACCUCAGCCAUCUAGACUUCCUGGAGGAGGCGCUGGUGAUGGGAAUGAGAAUGACUGAGGGCAUUACUCACAAGCAUUGGCAGUUGUUUUGCCCUCAACUGAGUCUUAAUGAAGUCUUUGGUAUGUCCAUUGAUGUCCAAGAGUUCCUACAGAGUGAACAACUGAUUCUUGAUGACAGAGGUCUUCGCUGCUCCUGGGAUGGACUGGCCUUGCUGGAUAGCAUGCUGCCAUCGCUACUGUUGGAGUUAGAAACACAAAUCCUUCAGAGACCACAAAGUGACCACCAAGCUGAUGCACAAACAGAGAAGACCAUCCACCCACGAUAACAGUAAUGUUAUUAAAGUGGCUAACUUCAGAGAAAGAUCAUUUGUAGGUUAGACUGACAGUACAUGCAAAAAACUUAAAAACAAUUUGAUCUGGAUGCUGUUUAGAUGGGUAAUCUUGAAAAAUAGGCUGAUAUUGAUCAAGAAAACCAGGUUAAUGUACAUUAUUUAUUUGAAUUAUUUCCCUUAAGUCUUAUUUUUCUGUUCAGCUCUCAUCGUAACUCAAAUGACCACAAGCUAUAAUAACAAAAGUGAAAGAAUUGUCGUCACACUGGUGUGGAUAACUCUUGUUUUUCAUUUGUAAAGAUGCUGUGUGGUAAUUAUGCUGCAACUGAAACUGAAAAAACAAAUCUCAAUCUCUCUCAGAAAUCAACCAGAGAUUAUUACUUUCUUGGUUCAGAGGAAAUUGAUUACAGUAAACAUGGAUGCCUUUUAAGCAGGGGUGUGACGAUACACUCGGCUCACAAGACGAGUCAAUACACGAUAUUUGUUUCACGAGAACAAGACGAGAUGAGAUUUUAACACUAUUUUUAAGAAAACUUAAAUGGCGAAAUAAAUGACUGGAAAAAUAGUCCUUUAUUUGACUGAAAGUCACAAAAUGUAUAAAAGUGCAGGUGCAUUUGGAAAUGUUUUAACUUAUCAUCUUUUAAUGAAUGUCACUUCAGUUCUACUUUCUGAGUGUGAAUUAUAUGCAGUAUGCAAUAUGCAAGCACUGUAAAAGCCUGAGGUCAGCCUAACCCAGCUCCUCUCUUCAUAUCCUACUUGCUGCUAGCUUUUCUUUUUGGUUCGGUGCCCCGUGCUACCCCCUGAAUAGUACUUCGUGAGACAGCAUUAACCUUGACGAUAAAAUGUUGUCAGGUUUUAAUCUGGUGGCACGAGAUCUUGUAACACCCCUCCUUGUAAAUUUAAUGUGUAUAUUGAGAAUAUAUGUAAAUGUUCCUGCUUUUACAUUUUAAGAUCUUGUUUGACAUGUAAAUGUUUAAAUUAAUCCUUAUAAAUUGGUACAUUUAUGC